This is a messenger RNA of Serendipita indica DSM 11827, 3006 nucleotides long. The record is from the annotation of a GenBank genome assembly. Lineage: Eukaryota; Fungi; Basidiomycota; Agaricomycetes; Sebacinales; Serendipitaceae.
AUGGACACAACUCCAGACACGCCUCUCCAGGCCUUGUUUGUGAAAGUACUGGAGGAUGUCCAAAAUGCACUUCUAUGCGUUCAGAUGGCGCCUAUCAGUCAAUUUGCUCUGCUGAGCGGGCUCAAAUUCCAAUUAUUGUCGCUUCAACAAGACCUCGAGUUUGGGAGAUUUCUAGCCCGUAAAAUGAAGGAAAUUGCCGCGGAUACACAUUUUCGACAGGAAAUAUCGUCUGAUUUUAACCUUCUGGAACAAUAUCUGCCACGGAUACACGCACGGUUGAAUCCCUUUCAAAAAGAUUCAACAUUAGGAUCUGAAAUCGCACAAGUCUCGUCGGCUCCAUCUCCUCUACCUGAGGUAGUGGAUGCAAUUGCGAUGAAGAUAUCCGAGCUGCGCAUCCCACUCGAUCAGACCAACAAGCGGUUCUUCUCGUCCUAUCGCCCUAUCAACCCCACGGUCGAUCUUCAGUCAAAGGUCCCAGUCUCUGCUGAGAACUACGACGAAGAGUGGCGUAUGCUACGAGAGUUCUCUGCUCACCCCUUCGCCAUCGCACCUACGGACGAUGGGCCUCUCGAAGCCCUCUCCGACGUGGACCCGCUCCCCCGAUUGCGACGAUCAGCCAUCAAGCUUGGUCGCAGUUGGGUUGAAUUGUCGAUGGGAUCUUCAACGGAUCUAACGACAGUCCUACGAAAGCAAUCCACCCUGCUUCAGCAGUUAUGGACGGAGUGUAUGGAGAAACUACCAAUAGACGUAUUCAGAUACCUGGAUACUCAGGUCGAGGACAGAUCUUCGCAUUUAUUGCAGGAUCAGCUUAAUCAAGGCCUUCGCGAUGCAUUAUUCAGGGAAGAAGCUCAGACGCACACAGCAGUUUUUGUUAGCAUCCAGAAUGCGGGUAAAUCUACUCUGAUCAACGCUCUGAUUGAAUGUGACAUCCUUCCCGUCGGCGCUGGCCCCGUCACCGCACUUCCUUGCAGGAUAUGUCAUGUUCCGGGACAAAUAGAGCCAGAGCUUCGGCUUGAUGUCUCUUCACUGGAUCAAUGCGUGAGGGAACUUCGCCAGGCGACGCAGGGCCACAAAAGGUAUUUUCAUCCGAGUUUUCUGGCUCUCAAGAAGAAAACCUUGCAAAACUUCGACCGGUUAUCUCAGGAAGACUUUUUUUUCGACCCUGUCACGAGGGGUGUGGACCUUAUUCGGGAUACAUUAGAAUUGGUUAAUGACCUCAUUCGUCUAUCCCAGAUGUACCGAGUGCCGUUCAACAGCUUAUACAGUGGUGCCUGGGCAGUAAUUCGGAUGGAGAUAAAACCGUUUACGACGGCGGUGGGAAUAGGACAUUUCGAAAUGAUUGAUAUCCCGGGCGUCCUCUCCGGUCCCUCAAAAUUUCACUGGGAGGCUUUGGCCCAGGAGGCUCUCCGAAAAGCAAACGUCAUCAUCGCCUUGGUCUCUGGCGCUGAUUUGAACGAGCCUGAUUGGCACAAGCUGCCAACAUUGGUGUCAGCAGGGAGCAAUAUUCGUCCGACUGCCGUCGUUUUGACCAAGACCGACCAACUUCCCUUCUCCACACAGGACGAACGGAAGAGGAUGAUUGUGGAAGAAUUCUUUCCAGAGAGUACGAUGGAUGGAGUGAUGCCUAAAGGUACAUUCUACAUCGAAGGCUCGGCAUAUCUAGGACCGUUGCUUGCACCUCUCGCCGCUGAGCUGGAGACAUGUACUGAGCUACCCCCCUUCGAACUGCUCCUCGAACGACAUGGCAUGGCGAUGGGCGUUCUGUUCAAUGGUCGUAAAGAGCAGUACCUUCGGUUCACUAUCAGCCUACUGAGGGAGUAUGUUGACGAGUCCAUCUCCAAUGCAAAUUUCGGAGGGAUGCGGACGUCAAUUCUCAGGCACAUUACGCGGAGCUCUCGAUCGUUUCACCACAUCGAAGAGGCACGCGGCCUUCGCGAGCGCACCACGCAUGUCAUUAGGACUCUCGAACAGAGGAUUUUGAGAUUGGGACUUUCGAGUGCCAGCAGACCGGAUGACGAGAGGCAAAACCAGGAGCUGCAAAAAAGAGCAAUCGAGUUGCGCGCUCAGUGGAGAGCAGCCGCGCUGAAGGCCAAUGACGAUUUGUUGGAAGUUACAUCGUCAAGAUUACGUCCCUUAUUCGUAGCCCAUAUGGAGAAAGCACUGAAAGCUCCAUCACACUUCUCAGUACCCAGACACGAUACUCAAAGUUCCCUUACGUUUCCGAAUAUGCAUGAUAUCCGAAGCUUCCUCGAAGCCUUCAGCACAUCUUUGUUCGACGAUCUCCCAAGAAUCAAGGACGAGUUUGUGAACUCUAUAGGCCAAUCUCCUGGCGACCUUUUCAGGUCGUACUAUACUAUCCCUAUCAACAACGUCGUCGAAUUCGACCCAAAGGCUGAACUCGAAUUGAACCAUCUCUUCUCGGUCUUGACACUCCCGGAAUUUUCGACACCUCGCCGUCAGCCCUUGGAGUUAAAAGAUCUCGUAGAAAGGAGAGAAGCCGCCGUGACGUUCGAAUCCGUGAGGAAAGGGAUUCUGGCGAGGCUUGCACGGGGCUCCACCUCCAGAACAUCGACGAUGGAUACCGCAGAAAGCCUACCGACUCUUGGGCGAGCCUUACUGAAUGCGGUCGCCUUCAUUUCCUACCUCGUUCUACGCUGUCUACCGCGGUACAUAUCUUCGGAGACGUACUUUCAGCUCGACGUGGAUGGACUGCGAGGUAUGCUUAUGAAGACCGUAUUCGCACCAUGGGUAGAUGAUUUGUCUGCCACACUUCGGAGGAGUGUCGAGACGACGAAUGGCCUGGGGCAAGGCAUUGUAGAGUCCGCGAUUCAGGAGGGCCUCAAAGCAAACACCGAUUCGCUGAACAGGCAGCACCAAACUUUGUCGGUUCUCCUGGAUGAAAAUGCUACGCAGCGCAUCUUAUGUGGAUAUUGUAACUUGGUUGCAUCGCGGGAAGCGUUGGACGCCCUUGUAGAAUAUUUUGAACGGCUACCAGACGUGGACUGA